AUGUGGUCGGUGGAGUACGACUUGGGUUUGGAAGAAAGUUUGACUAGAGAUGAGUUGUCAGUACUUCAUCAGUUUUAUGAAAGAAUGCUCAGUUGUCCACUUGAUAUAUGCCGAUCGAAACGUUAUCUUGUCCGUUGGCUGCGCGCUCGCAGUUGGGAUGUUGAUGAAGCAGAAAAAAUGCUGUAUUCUCAUAUAAAAUGGAGAGAUGUUCAGAAGGUUGAUACAUUACUUGAUUGCUAUGAAAUCCCAGACGUUAUACAGAAAUACUUUCCCGGUGGAUUUUGUGGUGAAGAUAAAGAAGGCUGUCCAUUGUUCUGUGCUCCUGUUGGCCGAUUCGAUCCAGGUGGUUUUAUGAAAGCCACUACACACGCAGAGUUUAUUCAAAGUAGAAUUUAUUUUAUGGAAUAUAUCAUACAAAGAGUUUUUUAUGAAAAAUCAAAAGAACAUAAUCGAUGUAUUGACCAGCUGACACUUAUAUUAGACAUGAAACAUUUAAGUUUGAAACAUAUGCAUCCAUCUUGGAUCCCUGUAUUUUCGGAAAUGAUGACAAUAAUGGAAGCAAAUUAUCCUGAGUUUUUACGCAUUUGUUAUGUGAUUAAUGCUCCACCAAUAUUUGGAACUAUAUUCAACUUCAUUAAACCUCUGUUAAGUAAACUUACACAAGAAAAAAUUCAUGUAUUAAAAUCGGACUAUCGUGCUACUUUACUCCAAGUAAUUGACUCAAGUAAAUUACCAGCCUGUUACGGUGGGAAAAUAACUGAUCCUAAUGGUGAUCCUCAAUGUCCAUCAAAAAUUUCAUGGGCUGGCCCCGUCCCUGCCUCUCUUUUUCGUAAAAAGCUAUCAGAUGAUAAGCCGUCUGUGCCCAAACAGUCCGAAGCAUCUGAAGAAGUGAAACGUUUUACAGAUUGCGGUCGGGAUUUGACUAUGGUUGAAGUUGGUCCAGCUUCACGUAAAGAUAUUUCUAUUGGAAUGGUCGAUGUAGGUGAUGAGAUUAAAUGGUGGCUUUCAUGUGAAACGCAUGACAUUGCAGUUGGUGUGUUCAUGAAAAAUUGUAUUACAAAUGAUGGAAAAGUUACAAGUGAUUCAAGUAAAAGUCCAGAUACCUAUAUCGAAAUGAUCCCAAUGAAACGUGUAUCAUCACAUGAAAAAAUUGUUCAAGGAACUCUCAGUGUUGAAAACUCGGGUGUAUACAUCCUUGUCUUAGAUAAUACUUACAGUUGGACAAAAUCAAAACGCUUAUGGUAUCACUUAAGUGUCACUGACAGAGUAGAGGAUAAUAAAAACAGUUGUACAAUGUCAAUGCCUUCACCAAUAGAAUCUUUGAAUUCUAAUUAUAAACAACUCACUGAUACACCUGUUAAUGAUAUAACCGUGAUACCAAUUCCAGAAGAGAAUUAUUAUGCUUGUCGUAUGGAGACUGGUGGAAGUAUGGAUUUAAAUGUUAGUAUUUUAUUCCGCUUUCUUGUACAAAUACUUAUUCUACCAAAAAUUAAACAACGUCCCAAUUAA
Molecule: messenger RNA, 1509 nt
Organism: Schistosoma intercalatum
Lineage: Eukaryota; Metazoa; Platyhelminthes; Trematoda; Strigeidida; Schistosomatidae
Source: the annotation of a GenBank genome assembly